Molecule: messenger RNA, 1614 nt
Organism: Danaus plexippus (monarch butterfly)
Lineage: Eukaryota; Metazoa; Arthropoda; Insecta; Lepidoptera; Nymphalidae
Exons: 7
Coding region: 243-728 (161 amino acids)
Source: RefSeq, a predicted model, not a curated record
AACGUGUACAGUUACGUUCCGUUACCACGUAUACUCCUCACUUCACUCCACGCUGUGAGCGCUGGCCGACACCGACACCAACACUACAGCGACACUAAAAUCAUCACUAACACUAAACUGACAUAACGUGUGAUGUCACUAUAUCACUGUAUAUGUAUCUAAGGAAUACUGUCAACUUAUGAAGUGUCAAUCUAUCGUAAAUACUAAAUAUUAAACUGCUCGUAGAUCCUUCAGAACCCGCCAUGAGACUCCAGAUCGCAUUCUUUGCAGUGUUGACCUGCGGGCGAUGUGCCUCCGAUGGUUAUGUCACCGAUAAAAGUACAGGCAUCUCUUACCGGCUGGUAUACAACGCGCAGCCUUGGCCAAUAGCCAGGCAGAAGUGUGAGGACGAAGGGUCAAAACUUGCUGUUCCCAAAACACCGGAGCAGUUCUCGUUCUUGCAGAAGUUAGUCCGAGCGAUGCAGUACCCUCGAAUCAAAAACAGUAGUCUGGAGAUUCUCGUCUGGCUCGGGAUCAACAAUCUUCAGAAUUAUACUGUAUGGAAGAAUAUUGACGGAGAAAAUAUCGCUGACACUGGCUUUCACACAUGGGCUGGUCUCAACGGACAAGGAUAUAGCGACGCCCCCGAGGAACCCCACUGUGUUGGUCUGGACGCUGUAAACCCAGGUCUCAGAGACUUCUGGUGUCACCAGUACCAACCAUACUUCUGUCAAAAAAUAUUAACCUAGCCCAACUCAGAGUAAACAUAAUAUUAGACUAACAUUUAGUUUGUAUAAAAAUAAAAUUUGAAACGAAUAUUUUAAUGUAUUUUUAAAACUAAAUAUCAUUAAAAGAAUGUUUAUUGAAAUAUUGUGUAAUGUUAUAUAUCAAAAUAAUAUAUUUAACUACAAGAAUAUUAUUCUUCCUAAUAAUCAUAUAAGUUUUCUGCUUGGUUCGUUUGUUUUAUAAACAUCUACACAGAUGGCGCUAGUGAAGUACUCACAUUCCCAAAUUCCCAUUCACCCCAAACACUCUUUAUCUCACUUUGAUAACUCGACUGUUCGCUGUUGGUCUAUUCGAGUCCGCCAGGAGCCUCACGCCUGAUACCUCACUAUACGUUAAACAUCUCAUCAGUAACCCUGUACAGUGUACACACGACCUACAUCAUAACUCCUUGCGCUUCAGAGGCGGCGAGCUCUCGUUAAACAGAGUUAAUGUCUAUGUCAUCACUACAGUACAGAAUAUAAUAACAACGAGCUUCUGAAUACACGUUACGCUUCACCCACCUUAAGCAAUAAUGUGUCUUCAGACCAGACCAUACAUAAAUAAAAGUCAUCGAAAGACGAAAAUAGUCAUCUACAUGAUGUCAACAAUACUCAUUCUCAUUUUCCAAAAUUCUAUAAACUAUGACUCGUUUUUUUUUUCCUUAAGUAAAUGAGGCAAUAUAAACUAAACGGCAACUCAAUGAAAACGAUCUAAAAUAAAUACUUAAAUAACUUUAUGUUGAAAUCUUUUACAUUCAGGGAUUAUGUUAAAACCGUCAUCACGCCAUGUAAAUGUUAAAGUAGAAGCUAAUAUAACUUGGAGAGAUUCAAAGUCAACUUUUAAUUCAAUAAAACCGUUUUAUUCCUCUCA